Nannizzia gypsea CBS 118893 is the source of this 1185-nucleotide messenger RNA. RefSeq names its product ribonuclease T2. Gene Ontology annotation, molecular function: RNA binding; ribonuclease T2 activity. Gene Ontology annotation, biological process: RNA catabolic process. The record is from RefSeq and is a predicted model, not a curated record. Gene Ontology annotation, cellular component: extracellular region. Bases 1 to 1185 code for a protein of 394 amino acids. The transcript is spliced from 5 exons. NCBI's taxonomy places the organism in Eukaryota, Fungi, Ascomycota, Eurotiomycetes, Onygenales, Arthrodermataceae.
AUGCUAGCGUCCUCGACUACGGCCGCUGUGGUGCUUGCGGUAUCGCAGCUCCUCUCCGGAGUGCAUGCUGAUGGCCCUACCUGUCCUCCUGGCGGCGAGGUGAGCUGCCACAACUCAGGCCCUGUUGAAGACACUUGCUGCUUCAACACUCCAGGCGGCCUCAUUCUUCUCACUCAGUUCUGGGAUGCAGACCCAGCUACUGGCCCUGAAGAUUCAUGGACCAUCCACGGUCUCUGGCCCGAUAACUGUGAUGGUACCUACGAGCAAUUCUGUGACAAGAGCCGUGAAUAUAGCAAUAUUACCGACAUUCUCAAGGCUCACGGCAAAGAUGACACUCUCGCGUACAUGAUGAAGUACUACAAGGACUACAAGGGUGAUGAUGAAUCCUUCUGGGAACACGAGUGGAACAAGCACGGCACCUGCAUGAGCACCUUCGAUACGCAAUGCUACAUGGAUUACAUGCCUCAGCAGGAAGUUAGCGACUACUUCGUCAAAAUUGUUGAAGUGUUCAAGGGAUUGAACACCUACAAGAUCCUCGCCGAUGCUGGCAUCACUCCAAGCAAUGAAAAGACCUACGCUCUCAGCGACAUGCAGAACGCUAUUAAGGCUGCUUUCGGCAUGGAGAUCACUCUCAACUGCAGAAAUGGUGCCCUUAACGAAGCCUGGUACUUCUAUAACGUCCGUGGAUCUGCCCAGAGCGGAGAGUAUAUCCCUACCCUGCCAGGUGGCACCCCAUCAACUUGCCCAAAGACUGGAAUUCGAUAUCUCCCUAAGAACAAUGGAGGUACUCAACCACCAACCACCACCUCUCCUGGCGGCCCUGCCCCCACUGGUAUCUUCUCUGGCAAGGGUUAUCUUACCGUAACUGCCAUGGGUGAGGAGGAUGGAUGUCUCAUCAGCACCGGAAAUUGGUACACCACCGGAACCUGUGCUACUUACCGCGCUGCUGCAUCCGGCUCUGGCUUCACCUUGACAUCUAGCAAGGGCGCCUGUGGUAUGGUUAACGAUCAGUUCAAGUGUGGCUAUAAUGUCACCCCUUCUGUCUUUGGAGCCUCCCAGGGAAAGCUUUCCGCAAGCGGCAAAACCACCUUCUAUGCCGACAAGAUCCCUACUGGUUCCACCCAGGUUCCAGUCUACACCGCUCCCCGUGCUAUCCCACUCACCGUUUCGUGGCAAGCAAUCUAG